This is a messenger RNA of Corylus avellana, 1438 nucleotides long. The record is from RefSeq and is a predicted model, not a curated record. Lineage: Eukaryota; Viridiplantae; Streptophyta; Magnoliopsida; Fagales; Betulaceae.
CCUUUUGACUCCUUGGCUUCCUUUUUGUUUCUUUUAGGUCAGCGUCUUCCCCCACCUCUUCCUAGCCUCAUCUUCUAUUUAUGCAGACCAACAAUCCUCGGCCUUGGACACUUGUCUUAGCUUAUCCGAGAAACAAGUAAACAACUUCUGGAGAGGAAGAAGACCUUUUUUUUUUGUUUAGCAUCUGAAGAAAUUUACAAAGACUUUCAAAGAGAAGGAAACACAAGCUGAAAUGGGCAGGCCUCCUUGUUGUGACAAAGAGGGGGUCAAGAAAGGACCAUGGACUCCUGAAGAAGAUAUCUUAUUAGUCUCUUUUAUUCAAGAACAUGGCCCCGGGAAUUGGAGGGCUGUUCCUACCAAUACAGGGUUGCUUAGAUGUAGUAAGAGUUGCAGACUUAGAUGGACUAAUUAUCUCAGGCCAGGGAUCAAACGGGGUAACUUUACAGAUCAUGAGGAGAAGACAAUAAUCCACCUUCAAGCACUUUUGGGCAAUAGAUGGGCUGCCAUAGCUUCAUACCUCCCGCAAAGAACAGAUAAUGAUAUUAAAAACUAUUGGAACACCCAUUUGAAGAAGAAGCUGAAGAAGCUUCAAACAGGGCAAGAAGGGCAUUCCAGAGAUGGGUUUUCAGCUUCUUCACAACCAAUGGCCAGAGGUCAGUGGGAGAGAAGGCUCCAAACUGACAUCCACAUGGCGAAGAAAGCUCUUUGCGAGGCUCUCUCCCCUGAGAAACCAACCUGCCUCUCUCAUCAAUUGACUCCCUCCUCUAAUGGGUGCGCUCAAUCCUCAACUACCUAUGCAUCAAGCACUGAAAACAUAGCCCGAUUGCUCAAAGGUUGGAAGACAAAUUCCCCAAAGCCAGCCACCACUCAAAAUUCAUUGAACAACAUGAGUAGGGCUGAUUCUGUUUCCAGUGAGGGAACUCCAAGCAAUAAGGCAAACAACGACAAUGGUCUUGAACUAUCCGAGGCAUUUGAAUCUCUGUUCGGUUUUGAGUCUUUCGAGUCUUCAUAUUCUGAUACAUCACAGUCUUUGUCACCUGAGGCAACCCUUUUCCAAGAUGAAAGCAAGCCGGAUUCUAGCGCCCUAGUGCCCUUGUCUCUGCUUGAGAAGUGGUUGUUUGAUGAAGGUGCUGGGGAAAGAAUUCCUUGGUGAUAGAUAUCACAUUAGAUGACCAUGCUAAUAUUUUCUAAGAUGGAAUUCGAUCUUGUGUUUUGGGCUUUUGGGGGUUUCUUUUUUGUUCUAGGUAUUGAACUAUAUAUUUGAAUUUCACAGUUGCCUUGGCAGAAGCUAGUCUGUUUCAAUUCCCACUGUAGUGCUAGAACAAAAGUGUAAAUUAAUUUCGAAUUAUUGUGUUAAAUUAAUGUCUUGAUCCAGAAUAAAUCUCUAGUCUUGUAUCGCUUCCCAAUGAAAUGGUUUAUAUGAGCAAUCUAAUUAGGA